This is a messenger RNA of Girardinichthys multiradiatus, 2396 nucleotides long. RefSeq names its product LHFPL tetraspan subfamily member 4b (gene lhfpl4b). NCBI's taxonomy places the organism in Eukaryota, Metazoa, Chordata, Actinopteri, Cyprinodontiformes, Goodeidae. Bases 550 to 1230 code for a protein of 226 amino acids. Gene Ontology annotation, cellular component: plasma membrane. The record is from RefSeq and is a predicted model, not a curated record. Gene Ontology annotation, biological process: sensory perception of sound. The transcript has 7 exons.
UCGGUCAGAUUGUCUACUUGUUUGUUGCGGAAAUAAGAUAAUUCAGCAGUUGCACGUUUUGUUAUGAAUGUGCUUCUCUGAUUCGCUCCAUUCUAUAACAUCAAGCUCAGGAGCCAAUCAGAAAGCAGGUGACCAUUUCUUUACACCGGUGAAUUCUGUCAGAAAAUAAAAAAUGUUGGGACAUUUGGACUUGGACAUAGUUUUGGUGUGAAGAACCGUUCCAUAACGUUUAUCUCAGAUGAAGAUCACUGAAGCUCUUCUUGUUUAAAGGAACCAGGACCGUCUGGGUUCUGGAUGAUGAUGACAGCAGUAGGCUAACUGUAUACAAACCAGACUAGUGACCGGUUCUCUGUCCAUCAGUAGUGAAACCAAGUCAGACCCGGAUCUGAUGUUACACUACAAUUUAUUCAGUGAAAUUCCCACAGAUGAUCCAGAACCUGCUCCUCUGCAGCAGCAGGAUAGACUCAGUCCUACAGGCUGAUGCUCCUUCUGGGCUGCUGAGAUCCACUGAGGAACAUGGUCUGAUCUCUCUGGUGGUUCCACCAUGUGAUGUCGGUAUCACCGGGCCUCGCCGACCUGUCUCGUCUCUAUCAGACGGAGUUUGUCCGUAGUGCCCGAGCAGUCGGUGUCCUCUGGGCUGUCUGCACGCUCUGCUUCGCCAUCAUCCAGGUGGUCAUCCUGGUCCAGCCGUCCUGGAUUGGAACCACAGACGCCAGGACUCACCGGGUGGGACCUCUGCUGCCCAGUGGCACCAUGGGACUUUUUGAGGUUUGCAUGGAGUCGGACUGGCCGGUUCCUGACUGUCGUGGAGGUUUGUCCAGCCUGUCUCCGUUGCCGUCCUUCCAGUCCGUGGCGGUGUUAGUUGGAGUGUCUCUGUGGGCAGUGUGGACCAGCGUCCUGUGUCUCUGUCUCUUCAGGUUCUGCAGUGCUGCGACCGUCUACAAGAUCUGCGCCUGGCUGCAACUGACGGCAGGUUUUUGUCUCGCCUUGGCGUGUCUCCUGUUUCCAGACUCGUGGGAGAGUCCAGAGAUGAGAGUUCUGUGCGGAGACUCGGUGGGCAGCUUCUCUCCAGGUAACUGCUCUGUCCACUGGGCCUACAUUCUGGCCAUGCUGGGAAUUCUGGACUAUGCCAUCCUGGCCACGUUGGCCUUCGUUCUGGCCAACAGACAGGACGCUCUGCUGCCACCGAACACCCCGGAUGUGACCGCAGGCCUGCUGAUGUCAGCUUAAGUCAUUAAAGAUUUCCCCACAUCUUCAUCUUCUUCAGACCUUCUGAUGUUUCAUCAUCUUCAUCAACAGAGAGCACAUUCUCCAGAGGCUGGGCUUGUUUUAGAGAAACUUAUUCGUUAAUGUUCCUAUAAGUGUGAUGUUUAGGGCAUAAAGCAGGUUCUUUGCAGGUUCUCUGCAGACCCACAGUGUGAGGCGGAUGGAAUGCUUUUAGCCCUGCAUGAAGAAAGGUUUCCUCAACAAGAUUAAACUCUUGUGAGACUGCAGCUUGUUUCAGGCCCACGGACCUUCCUGUGGAUAAACGUCCUGCUCAUUAUUAUAGAAAGCUCAUAUCAUUGGUCGGUGUAUUUACCUGGACAGGUGUGUCACAGUUCACCAGCAUGAUAGAUGUAUACGAUCUAGAUGUAAUGGUUCAAACCUUAGACCUUGUGAUGUCCAUCCUGCAUGGUGUCAGUGAGCAGACAGCAGCGUGCGUCACAUUUAUGGGUCAGAUUAUUGGACAUCAGCAGUUUAAACUCAUUUCAUUAAAGGGUCACUCAGAAUUCAGUUGGUUCUGGAUCUGACCCAAAUUAGUUAGAUUUUAGUCUUAGAACCUUUAAAACUAGAGUAGUGUGCUUAGUGCUCGCUUCUGGGUCCAGAGCUGCACACUAGACUCCACAGCUGAGAUCCACAGAAUGGUUCCGGAAACAGGCAGAACUUUCCAAAUGUCUGUUGAUGCUGUCAGCUCUGAUGAUGCAUCCAUAAAAGCUACAUGAGCGGGAACCUUGCUCAGGAGAGAAACACCACGACCUGAAGAAGGUUUUGAUGACAUGUUCUAAUCCGUAGAGGCAGAUUGGGCAUGUGAAGGAGCUCUGGGUCCACACCGAGCAGCUAAUAUUGGUUCUGCUGUGAUCUGAUGGAUGUCUAUGUUGGACUUGCAGAUGAUCGGACGUCAGAGUGAUGUGGCAGCUGCUUAUGGUCUGAGAAGGUAUUAUUUCAUCUGUGCGUUAGAAUCGGUGUUGACUGACACCAGAACAUCUGAAAUGAGAAAUUCAUUCACGUUUUAUGGGUCAAAUCGGUCCAAUCCAGCAGAGACAGGGUGGAUAUAUCCUCAUGGAAGAAUUAAAGUGAGAAGAUUGUUUAGGUUUUCUGCCUGUUUUAAAUCAUUAAAUAAUAAAAUUCAACAUAAA